Messenger RNA from Plectropomus leopardus (leopard coralgrouper), 4399 nucleotides. The record is from RefSeq and is a predicted model, not a curated record. NCBI's taxonomy places the organism in Eukaryota, Metazoa, Chordata, Actinopteri, Perciformes, Serranidae.
CUGCAAUCGCUGCAGAUGCGUAUGUUGUGGAUCACCUGGCUGGCGGCGCAAACUCGCAGUUUGUCCCCCCUCUCCCCAACUCAGUCUGCAUGCUGCUGAGCAUCCAAGCUGGUGGUGCUGAUGUCCUCUUCCUGUGUGCUGUGCAUCCCUGGCCUUGAUUUUUCACUGUUACGUGUGAUCGGGGUGAUUCUUUCUUGGGAUCCCUCUCACCCCUCGUCGAUCCCAUCUCCCCUCUGGGUGUGAUUGGUGUGCAGCUGGUGGUUACCAUGGUAAUGGCCAGUGUAAUUCAGAAAAUCAUACCUCAUUAUUCCUUCGCAAGAUGGCUACUCUGCAGUGGCAGUCUGCGGUGGUAUCAGCACCCUACGGAAGAUGAGUUGAGGAGCUUAGCUGGGAAACAAAAAGGACAGAAGAAGAAAGACAGGAAGUACAAUGGUCACAUAGACAAUAAGCCGCUAACAGUUCCGAAGGACAUAGAUCUACAGCUGGAGACGAAAUGCAUUGCAGAAGUCGACACAUUAGCAUUGCACUACUUCCCAGAGUUCCAGUGGCUGGUGGAUUUCACAGUGGCGGCAACUGUGGUCUACCUGAUAACAGAACUCUACUACAGUGUGGCUCAGCCCUCGGGAGAGAUGAACAUCAGUGUGGUCUGGUGCCUGCUAGUGCUCGCUUUUGUCAUUAAGACCCUUUUCUCUCUAACGGCCCACUACUUCAAGCUGGAGGAAGGAGGGGAGCGUUCACUCUGCAUCACUUUUGCUUUCUUCUUUUUUGUCAAAGCCAUGGCCAUUCUCAUUGUCACUGAAAACUACCUGGAGUUUGGUCUAGAAACAGGUUUUGCAAACUUCUCUGACAGUGCUCUACAGUUUCUGGAGCACCAGGGCUUAGAGUCCCAGGGUCCCAUAUCUAAACUCACCUUCAAGCUGGUCCUGGCCCUUCUCUGCUCCCUCAUUGGAGCAUUUCUGACUUUCCCUGGUCUACGAUUGGCCCAGAUGCACUUAGAUGCACUCAAUCUGACCACAGCCAAAGUUACACAGACUCUGCUUCAUAUCAACUUCCUGUCCCCUCUUAUCAUGGUCCUGCUGUGGGUGAAGCCCAUUACCAAGGACUACAUAAUGAACCCCACUUUGGAAAAGGAGAAUGUGCCUUUGAUGACUGAGGAUACGUAUGAUACAUUGCGGUUAUGGGCCAUCAUACUGAUGUGUAUGCUUCGGCUCGCUAUGAUGAGACAUCAUUUGCAGGCCUACCUCAACCUGGCCCAGAAGGGUGUGGACCAGAUGAAGAAGGAGGCGGGACGGAUAAGUACAGUUGACCUGCAGAAGAUGGUUGCACGUGUAUUUUACUACUUGUGUGUAAUCGCACUACAGUAUGUGGCACCACUGGUGAUGCUGCUGCAUACAACUUUGCUGCUAAAAACCUUAGGUGGACACUCCUGGUGGGUCUAUUCUGAAGAAGACCUGCCUUGCAUCUAUGACAUUAACUCUGACUCUGUGAUGGGGGCAGCACCAAUACCAGCCCCAACGCCAGCUCCAGGGGGAGAAACAGGAGCCCGGGCGUCAGUAGCCCAGCUGUCAAUGGCCCUGGGAGGCCUGCGGACUGUCUUCAGCCCGUUGCUUUUCCGGGGCCUUUUCUCCUUCUUUACUUGGUGGAUUGCUGCCUGCCUCUUCUCCACCUCCCUUUUUGGCCUCUUCUACCAUCAGUAUCUGAUGGCGGCAUAGCAUCACCAGCCCAACAGUGGCAGCCACACCCCCACAGGGCUACAGUGUGUUCAGCCUGAUCAGAAAGGACUGCGUGGGGGCAACAGAGGCCUACUGAUGACUCUGCUCCACAACUUCUCCCUUUCCUCCCUCCCUCUGACCACCUCAACAAUGACUGACCAUAUCAUCAGUGCUCCUGGUUCAACGUCCAGUGCUUCCUCCACAGGUGACUCUGUGAACUCUUGUCAUUAUUUUUACUACAACGACCACUACCUUUUUAUUUGGCAGGUGGCAGAUUGAUAAAUCUUAAUAAUAGACGGACUAAAGAAGAAUAUUAAUUGGUGUCAGUGUAUUGGCAUGGAGAUGAAAAAUGGUCCAGUUUGCUGUGUGAAAUUUGAAUGAUAUGAGGUAAAAUAGUAUCUCAAAUGCUGAUUAUAAUUAAUUUUAACGUGUUAAAAUGUGGUGUGGCAAUUUCGCUCAGUUCUACCAGUGAUAGGAGUGCUUAAUUAUUAUUUUCUGAUAAUAUUUUUUUUUCACAACUCAGCUCAUAUAAUGAGUUUGAUCUGUUAACAUCAUCAAAUUCAUGUCUUUUACUUUAGAAAGCCCUACAUUCAGCCUCUUACAGGUCCAUGCUUGUAGCAGGAGUGAGAUUUCAGUUUAUAUGAAUUCCUUCUAUUUUUAGUGGUCACUAAAGCUUCUUUAAAUUAGUAUUGGCAAUGAAUUAAAUCACUUAUCCAGAAAAAACCUCUUGAGUUACUCUGCAUGACCAGACACAUGCUGCUAGGUUUAAGUUGGUACUUAUUUUGUAGGGCCUGGACAUCUAUAUUUCAGUCUAUAUCACAGUAUAUGAUCGGCUUAAUUCCCCCACAGUGAUAGAUUGUUAAGAAGUUAUAUUUAUGGCACAGAAUUAAUUGAAUGUUGAGAUGUUCAUAGGGGUUAAUGAGCAACAUAUUAGCCUAAAACCACCUUAUGUUUUUGGAAGUUUGCCAUACUUUAGCCCCAUAUUUGUCUUUUGAUCAAAACUUUAAUGUCCAAGUAACGUUGCCACCACCACAAAAGUGUCUGAAAUAGUCUUAAAAUGUUGCGACAAGGACCAGUACGUCUCUGUUUGUAAGCGGACGAUGGAGGGAGGGGCAGCCUGUGGAUAUUCUCAGAGCGGCUGUCAGCUAAUUAGGGUCAGAGAGUGAACAACCGAAAAAGAGCUGUGCCUGCAGAGGAGAACACAUUCAACUCACGGGAGACAACUCAUUGACUUGAAGCUGAUGUGUUUAAACGUUUAAUCUGCGUCGUAACCUCCCUGGUUUUAACUGAGCCAUUUUAGAAGCUAUGAGAUAAUUUUAAGCUCUUUUUCUGAGCAGCAGAGGUAAUUUGAAGGGAGGACAGCACUGGGGGCUCAGUGAAGGUGUGUGCUUGUGUCUGUGUGUCUGUCUGCAUGAAUAGGAUCUCUGCUGUCAGGUCAGCUGUAAUCUGAAAGGGCAUUGUGAUCAAGAGGAAAUGAUGUCAACUGUUGUUGAUAAGCUACCGCCUUUAUAUUUUGCUUUCUUAUUUUUUUUUUUUUUUUUAACUUUUACCCAUCCAUUGCUUUUUAACUCAUUUGAGAACAGAUGUUUAUUGUUUCUAUUCUUUUUCUGAAGGAUCAAAUUGUGGAUUUGUAUAAGGUUUGACUUUGAAAACGGUGCCAAGUGAGUCUUGUUUCCCUGUUGCGAUGGCUAAAGAAAGGUUUGGUGUCUGCUCAUGUUGAAAUCUAAAACUGGACUACAACUCUACUGCCUUCUGUUUUCUGUAGAUCCAUCUUAAUGAAGAGGGACAUAGUUUUGUUUUACAACAGGGCAUAAUGGUUAGUACAGUGUCUUUGCAUACUGUACUUUGGUGGGUAAAUGUACGCACAGUCAUCGGGCUAAUGAAGCACCAGCCCCUAAUGUGAUUGUCCAGUCCAUUCAGGAAUGUAGGGUACGUAGUGCCAGAUUACGAGUCUCGUGGUUCUCUGGCAGUUCAUUUUGUCAUUCUUAUAUCAUAGAGCUGUAAUUUCUGAAUUCCAGCUCUAUAGGUUUUUUGUACAGAACACUUUUUCCAAAAUCGAGCAGCGCCAUAUCACAUUUUUUAGCUCCUGAUGUUGAAAGUCUUCACUUCAGUUUUGUGUGUUUGAAACGAUGGGGCAAUAUGCACAUAAUGAAUGUAUCAAUCCUGCCUAAUUUUGUAGAUUAAUUUCGUUAGACUUAUUUGUAUGACUUGAAUUAACAACUCCCUACUCCUCACCACCCCCUGCACUUCCUGAACUCUUCACUAGCAUCUGUUAAAUCUACCUUUCAAACUAAAUUCCCUAAUAACCUAAUGACUAUUUUUUAUGAUUAAUUUCUUUGUUUUUGUAUUUAUUACACAUGCCGAAGCCUGUAAACAUUUCUAAUUUUAACAGCAAAGACCUUAUUUUGCUAUUGGAGUCCACAAUGGCUUAAUUAAAUCAGUUGACAUGUGUUUGACAAAUCAGUUACAUAUUAACCUUUUUAAAUGGUCUGGUCCGUUUAAAAGUAGCUGGGAUACUUUCAGAACUUAGUGGCCUGAUGAGGCAAUGUUUCUUCUGUUAGUUACCACUGAAAGUGUUUAUUGUUCAUUGUUGAGUUCAUGAAGUAAAUUACAUGCAUUGUUCUUUCAUGUAUUUAUUUCUGCUUUAAAGUAUGUCUUAAAUAAAUUAUGUUCUUUACUAUGUCUUU